AGAAUAAAAUGAAUAGGCAUGCAAAAAGCGUGACACAACCAAACACGGCCCAACGAAUUCUGAUAAACAAAUCUUAAUGAAAUGCGCAGUUAAUUUUCCGUCGUUACGGAAUUGAAUCGCUCCCUUGAAGCUUCGCAAAUCGCAAUUCUAUCUAAAAUCUAUCUAGGGUUUAUUCUUCAACUCUCACUCCCUUCUACUCUCUCUUUGUCUCCUCUCGAUGGCUGGCAGAGACGAAAAUCGUAUAUUUAUAGGUGGGCUAGCGUUCACUACCACGGAGAGACACCUUGAGGAUGCUUUCAGUCGAUAUGGCAAAAUUCUUCAAUCUUCGGUCGUGGUGGAUCGGGAUACUGGUCGGCCUCGUGGUUUUGGAUUCAUAACCUUUGCUGAUAGUCGGGCAAUGGAUGAUGCAAUCAAGGAUAUGCAUAAUCGGGAGUUAGAUGGCAGGGUCAUCUCAGUAAACAAGGCUCAGCCAAAAUUGGGUAGUGAAGAUCCAGGUUAUGGAUAUGGUAGGGAUCAUAUGGCAGGUGGCAGGGACAGUUAUAGAGGAGAUAGGUCUGCAGGGCGAUCUGACUGCUUCAAGUGUGGCCGUCCUGGACAUUUUGCUCGAGAAUGCCUUUCUGCUGAUGGUGGUGGUCGUGGUGGAGGUAGAUUUUCUUCACAUUCUAGGUUCAGUGGAGGUGGUGGCUAUGGAGAUCGCUUUGACGUAGACCGUUAUGAUGAUCGUUUUGACGGGGGCCGCUAUGGAGGCAGGGACCAUUUGGAUAGCAGACACAGCAGGUACGGGAAUCGUGACCAUAAUCAUGAUGAUAGGUACCAACCUCGUGGUGACCGCUUUGCAGGUGAUAGAUACAUGGACCGGGAACCUCAAAAUGGUUAUGGUAAAGAAAGAGGUUAUUACAGGGAUGGAGGUCCUAGAGCUGGUGGUGACAGGUAUGGAGGUGGUGGGCCAGCACACUAUGACAGGGGCAGCUAUAGAGAUAGGCCUGGCCCCUAUGACCGUCCUAGAAGUGGGGGUCGUCCAUCUUCUUUUGAUCGGUACUGAGAUAUGGUUCUACUUUUGCUGCAUUGAUAAUGAACACAACUAGUCUGUUUAUUCCAGUUUUUGAUUAUUGUGAAGAGCUGCUGUUUAGCGUCAGGACUGAUGGAUGCAACGUAGUAUAUUCUUGUUUUGUUCUGUGCUUUAACUUCUUUGAGAUGUGGAACUUUGAUGACUGAAUGGAAGUUGUUUUAGCUGUGAUUU
Molecule: messenger RNA, 1240 nt
Organism: Pistacia vera
Lineage: Eukaryota; Viridiplantae; Streptophyta; Magnoliopsida; Sapindales; Anacardiaceae
Product: glycine-rich RNA-binding protein RZ1C-like
Exons: 3
Coding region: 218-1042 (274 amino acids)
Molecular function (GO): zinc ion binding; RNA binding
Source: RefSeq, a predicted model, not a curated record